CAGAUUCACGACGACUGAAUUACAUGUACCCGCAUGUAGGAACUUCGGAAUUCGAGGAGCGAUCCGUUAUGGUAUAAAAAGGCUAACGCCACAGGGGUUACGCCACCGGAUCAAUCCGAGUGACCCCCGUCGUUAAAAUGUCGACUUCAAAUUGGACCUGUCCACCUACACAUCCAUUUAUCCCCGCUACCCCGGGCGAUCGACGUUCUCCUUGUCCAGCGCUCAAUGCGCUAGCAAAUCACGGGUACUUGCCCCGCAAUGGCCAGAACAUUGGAUUUUGGCAUCUUAUAUGCGCAGUCCAAGAAGUGUACAACCUGUCCUUUAUACUGGCAGCCUUACUUGCCUUGGCAGGAAUCCUGUUUUGUGGUCAUGCCUUCCGUCUGGACCUUGACGCACUGGCGAUACACAACAAAAUUGAACACGAUGCGUCCCUGGUUCACGCAAACGCAUUGGGUCAACAACGUGCACCUACCGAGGUCGACCCCGAACUUCUAAAGUCGUUUUUAAGUCAUGCAGAUCCUCGACGAGGCAUGAGUCUGUACCACCUCGCGCAAGUGCGCAUUUGUCGUGAAGCCCAGCUGUCUCGUCCACUCGACGUCAUCCAUUCCCAGAUCGGUUCUGGUGAGGCAGCUUUAUGUUGGCUGCUUCUCAAGCAAGACAGUGGUUGCAUUCCGUCGAGCACACUUUUACAAUGGUUCGGGGAAGAACGUCUGCCGGACAAUUGGGUUCGACCACGUCAUGUUAUAGGGCUGCUUAACGCGCGCUCAAAAGCGGUGGAAGUGGCCAACAUCAUGACGAAGUCUGCUUGCCAUCGUGCACCGUCGUCUUCUAACACGAAUGUCCAUGCUUGGGGAUUAAGGAGAAUACUCAAGAACCCAUAGAACAUUAGUGUAAUAUAUAGAGCCUUCUAUCUGCAUUCUACCGUGCAUCUUUCCUGACCUUGAAGAAAGGAUACAGUUUUUUUCAAGGAGCUUUUGUGCCGUUGGUCAAGUUUUCGUCCAUAGCUGACUUGGUGGCUGAGGAGACUGAUUUCAUCCUAGCAUAAUAUAAAGGAACGGUGACUGUCUUCCUUCUGUCAUGGUCUGCCUAGGGGAGACUACCAUUCUAUAUAGGAACAAGGCAGAGCUGUUGUCAUAACUGCUAGCGGGUUCACGACAAUGUAUAAAUUUCG
Suillus paluster is the source of this 1171-nucleotide messenger RNA. RefSeq names its product Chloroperoxidase. Lineage: Eukaryota; Fungi; Basidiomycota; Agaricomycetes; Boletales; Suillaceae. The transcript has 2 exons. Bases 138 to 881 code for a protein of 247 amino acids. Gene Ontology annotation, molecular function: peroxidase activity. The record is from RefSeq and is a predicted model, not a curated record.